Molecule: messenger RNA, 2405 nt
Organism: Nothoprocta perdicaria
Lineage: Eukaryota; Metazoa; Chordata; Aves; Tinamiformes; Tinamidae
Gene: OGFOD3
Product: 2-oxoglutarate and iron dependent oxygenase domain containing 3
Exons: 8
Cellular component (GO): membrane
Molecular function (GO): oxidoreductase activity, acting on paired donors, with incorporation or reduction of molecular oxygen; iron ion binding; L-ascorbic acid binding
Source: RefSeq, a predicted model, not a curated record
GGCGGCCUGCUCGCCUGGAGCUCGCUGGGCGCCGAGGAGGGCGGCGCGGCGGCCCUGGCCCGGCGCGGGGAGCGCCUGCGGCUGCGCUUCGUCGAGGUGCCCUGCUCCGCCGACUACGAGCGCCAGCGGCGGCACGAAGGCUGUACCCCGAGGAAGUGCGGGAGAGGAGUAACCGAUGCAGUGAUCACUCGGGAGGAAGCUGAAAGAAUCCGUAGGAUAGCGGAGAGAGGCCUCUCCCUGGGAGGAUCUGAUGGAGGGGCUUCUAUUUUGGAUUUACACUCUGGAGCUCUUUCCCUGGGCAAGCAUUUUGUCAACCUGUACAGGUACUUUGGGGACAAAAUUCAAGACAUCUUCACAGAAGAGGAUUUUGCAUUGUAUCGGGACGUGAGGCAGCGAAUUCAGCAGAGAGUUGCCCAGGCCUUUGGGAUCAGCCCCUCCGCGCUCUACCUGACCAAGCCGACCUUCUUCUCCAGGAUAAACAGCACGGAAGCCAAGACGACGCACGAUGAGUACUGGCACCCGCACGUCGACAAGGUAACGUAUGGCUCCUUUGACUAUACGUCCUUGCUUUAUCUCUCUGACUACGCCGAAGACUUUGGCGGCGGACGGUUUGUGUUUAUGGACACAGAUUCCAACAAGACCGUGGAGCCCCAAGCAGGCCGGGUUUCCUUCUUCACCUCUGGCUCGGAGAAUCUUCAUCGGGUGGAGAAGGUCCGCUGGGGCACUCGCUAUGCCAUCACCAUCUCCUUCACCUGCAACCCCGACCACAGCAUUGGGGACCCAGUCUUGGCGUAAUUCAUCCUGGGAUGGAGCACGAGGUCAAAUGGAAUGAGAGAAGCCCUGCAGGGGAAGAGGAAAACACGUACAGAACAUUUUUGUGUAAACUCCAAUUUAAAUUUCCCAACUGGGUUAGUAUUUUGUAAUACAUUUCAUGUUCACCGUGUCGUUUCCGUAAGUGUUGCGAACAGUGCCUUAAGGACCAACUUAAAUUUGGGAUAUUCUGUCAAGGGUUUGCCUUCAUUCUCUAAGAAGAUAGUUGCAAACCAAGAGGAGUCCUGGGGUGCUCUCUUUCUAUUCUUUUAAUUCUUUCAUUUAAAAGAUGCAAGCCACCUUUUGGACUACAUCCUGCCAUAACUCCCUGUGUUGUUAAACUCUGUUCAUCUCUUCCAUUACUAACGAGCUCUAGAAGGUUUCACCAAAGUUAAUACAGCAAUGAGUGUUAUUUUGCUGAAUGUAUUUUUAUUGAUAGAGGAAUGUGUUCUCCCCGGCACGGGCACUAUUUGGCACUACACCUUUGGGUUGACUACUGGAACUUACUUGAACUGUGGAGUUUUUUUAAUUUUAUUUUUUAUUUUUUUAAAGUAAACUGUAAUAAGGUGGAGAACUCCAUGCAAUAGCUAAGAGGUCUUUGUGGCAACGGCUUAAGCACGCAAGCCUGUCCUUGGGGCAAAUACAAAAGGGAGAGAUGGACAGAGGCAGUCAGGCAGUCUCCUGCAUUCAUGUGAGCAAGUAAUUCCCAGUUAGGGCAGCAGGACUUGGGAGAGGACAGAGCUGAGUAGAAUGCUAAUUCCUUCAGGUUUUCCAUGAGCUACAUCUGAUCUCCUUAGACUUGAUCCAGACUUGCUGUUUGGAAGGCUGGGAUAGAAACCACCAGUGAAGGAGACUGUGAAAUGUCCUCACAUAUUUUAAAUGGAAAUGGUCACGGGUAGGAGCUGUCAUACAUCCAUACCUGGCUCAGAAACAGAGGAUUUUCUUUUUGAAGAUGAUGAAAUACUUUGGAAACAUCUGUUUAAUGGGCCUAAACUUAAGACUAAAUUAAAGGAAGCUUUGCGUUUUAGUAAUAGUUCCCACAGUUACAAAUCUCAUGGCGUAAAAUACUGUGUUUGUCUUGUCCAGAGCAAUGUUUUCUCGGUUUCAAAAAGUUUCUCAAUAAGUCUUUUUGGACUUUUGUUUAAUAUAAAGACUUUUUCUAUUAACUGUGAUCACUGGUCUGUGGUGUUAAUCGCAUAACAAAUUCUGGGAGCUUCAGGGAUUCAUUGUAAUACAGAUGGAGUAAUAAAACAAAUGUGUAAUCUUGUGAACUAUCUUUUUUGUUAUUAUAACCAAAGGUGUUUGCAAAUUAGCAGAUUAGUUUUUUCCUACCAUUUACUAAUUAAUUUUUUCCUCAAUUUUUGAGGCAAACUUGUUGAUUGUUUACUAAUACCCCUAAAAUUCCUGCAAAAUUCUUCAAAAAAUCUGGGAAUAGGGUAAGGUUUUUUUUCUUUUAAUCUACCUUUCAGUGCGUGAGAAAUACUAGAUACCGGAGCAUUACAUUGAAGAUCAGGAUAAAGAGGAACAGCGACUGAACACUUGCAUCUGUUCUAUGGGUGGUAUUCCCAUAAGGCACAAAAGCAAGAUGAGUUUUC